AUGACAUCAUCAUCAUCAGAAAUCAUCAUAAAAAUGUCUUACAAUUCUAAUAAUUAUACAAAAUUUGAAUAUCCUAUCGGUAUUAAUAAAACAGAUUGGAUAUAUGCUCAAGAUACAUUAAAUCUUAAUUAUUUAAAACAAAUAUUUAAUAAAUUAAGUAAAAAUUAUACUAAUUUAAAUGUAACAUCAACAAUUAUGAUGAUUAACAAUGACAAAAACUUCAGUAACAAUACUAAUAUGAACAUUAAAAAUGAUUACAUGAUGUUUGAUUCUAAUCGAAUGUUUCUUAUUAUCUUCUUCUUAUUAUUAUUAUUGAUGUUAACUAUUGUAUGUUGUCUCGCUAUUCCUUACUGUAUUCAUAGAAUAUACCAAAAAUUAAAACAACGACGAUGUUCUUAUACAUUAGUUCAUGAUAAUAACUUCACGCUGAACAAUAGUGAUACAAAUGCUGAUUUAGACAAUAAACGUUUGAAUGUUAACGUCAAACCAUUCAAAGCUAUGUUAAUUUCAACCUAUUCAAAUUUAAGUAAAAAAUAA
Rotaria socialis is the source of this 537-nucleotide messenger RNA. The record is from the annotation of a GenBank genome assembly. NCBI's taxonomy places the organism in Eukaryota, Metazoa, Rotifera, Eurotatoria, Philodinida, Philodinidae.